AAAAUCAUAUAUAAAAAUUUUAAUCGAAAAACAUAGUUAUAAUUUUAUUAAAGAUAUAUGAAUUAUUUUUUAUUACGUUCAUUGUACUUUAGACCUACUAGAAUUUGUUAACAUUUAAUUAAUACUUAAUAAUAUUUGUAGUUGUUGAAAUAGUUUAUUUAUGAUAUAUUAGAAAAAAAAUUAAAAUGUCGUUUUUAGAAUGGCGCAGAUUCAAUUUUUUUGAUAUUAAUCAUAAUGCUGACUCUAAGCGGAUUUCACAAACAAUUAGUGGAUCUAAUAUAACUAUUACAAGUAGUGGACAUGGUCAUUUAGUUAUAUGUGAUGACAAUGGACUUGUGCAUUUAAUUACUCGAACAUUUCUUAUCACUACAUUUAGAGCGUAUCAAUUGUCUGUUCUUUUAUCUACACAACUUCAAAAUAACAACUUAUUAAUAACUAUUGGUGAAGAUGAAUUGGAUUCAUAUGCUUUGCUUAAAGUAUGGGAUUUGGAGCGAAGAGAUCGUCAAAAUAAUCCAACAUGUAUACGUACAUCUAAGUUACCAAAGUUAGAAAGAGCUACCACACUAUGUGUGACAGAUAAUCGUUUGUUGAUGGCUGUUGGAUUUAUAGAUGGUUCUAUAGUAUUAUAUAAAGGAGAUUUAUCAAGAGAUCGAAAUUCAAAACCAAAAGUAUUAAAGAACUUGGGUCAGGAAAUUACAGGAAUGGCUUUUAAAUAUGUUGUUAAUAAUCAAUGGUAUCUCUUUGUUUCUACGGCUUCGUCUGUCCAGCAAUUUAAUUUAUCUUCCAAAGAUUCUUAUCCCAUGACUGUCUUAGAUGCAGUUGGUUGUGAUUUUAAAUGUUCAGUAUUAGUAAAUGGUCCUGAUGGUCACUUUAUGAUUGCUAAAGAGGACGCAAUAUAUUGUUACACAGUUGAUAGCCGAGGUCCAUGCUAUGUUGUAGGAGGUCAAAAAAUUAUACUUCAUUGGUUUCGUAGUUAUCUAAUUAUAGUUUCUAAAGAUUCAGGAAAGUCUCAUAAUACUGUGACAGUUUCUAGUACUACAAAACAUUCUGAUGAAAUUGCAGCAGUUUCAUUAACUAUUUUAGACAUUCAAAAUAAAUUUAUAGUAUUUACUACCACUAUGCGUGAAAUUAUAUCUGUUUUGUCAGAGUGGGGAUCAUUAUAUGUUUUAACAGCUAGUGGUAGUCUAUCUCAGUUAAUUGAGAAAGAUUUGCAAUCAAAAUUGUCUGUUCUUUUUAAAAAGAAUUUAUAUGAUGUGGCAGUACGUAUGGCUAAGAGCCAACAAUAUGAUUCUCAAGCGCUUAUUAAUAUAUUUCGUCAAUAUGGUGAUCAUUUAUAUACUAAAGGUGAUCACAGUGGUGCUGUAGAGCAGUAUAUUAAAACAAUUGGAAAACUUGAACCGUCAUAUGUCAUUAAGAAAUUUUUAGAUUCACAAUAUAUUGAUAGCUUAACUACUUAUUUACAUGCUUUGCAUAAAUCAGGAGCUGCGACCAAAGACCAUACCACAUUAUUGUUUAAUUGUUAUUCAAAACUUAAUAGCUUAGAUAAACUCCAAGAAUUUAUUUUAGUCAAAAAUGAUAAUAUUGAAUUUGAUGUUGAUGUAGCUAUUAAAGUUUGUAGGAAAUCUUCACCAGAAAAUGCUCUUGCAUUGGCCAAGAAGCAUAACAGACAUUCUUUGUAUAUAAAAAUACUUUUAGAUGAUCAACAUGACUAUUCUGCUGCAUUAGAGUAUGUUAAAAAUCUUUCCAUUGAUGAAUCUGUGCAAAUUAUAAAACAGUAUAGUAAUGUGUUUAUGGAAAAUGUUCCCAUGGAUACUGUAAACUUCUUAAAGAAACUAUGUUCUGCAUGCUACUCUAACACUAAUGAAAAUACUCUAAUAAAUUGUGCUUGCCCUGAAGAUUUUAUUUACUUAUUAUUGGAUGAUUCUCAGCUUUUAGUUGAAUUUUUGGAUCAUUUCAGGGAUUUUUUAGGGAAAUGGUCAAUUUCAAUAAUUAACAUAUACAUUGAACACUGUUUAAUUGUUUGGAAAAAAGCAAAUAAUACUGAUAGCCGUGUUGAAAUAGAAAAAAAAAUUCUCAAUAUAUUAGAAUCAGCAGAUGUUAACUGUGAUUACUUACAAGUAUUAAUUUUGGCAACAUCAUUUGAGUUUAAACCAGCUGUUGUGUAUAUUUAUGAACAUAAUAAACAAUUUGUUAAGUUGGUCCAUUAUUAUUUGUCUCUGAAUGAUUACAAUGGUGCAAUUGAAUGCUGUAGACGGCAUGGUCAUACUGAGCCAAAAUUGUGGAUUAUAGUAUUUAAGUCUGCUAUAUCUGAUGAACAUUUUCCUUUGAAUGUUCUAGAAGAAGUAUUGAAUGAAAUUGAAAUGAAAUCUUUAUUGUCAUCUUACUUCAUUUUAUCAUCAUUAGCUAAAUCAAAAGUUAUUAAUAUUGGCCAUAUUCGAGCUUUUCUUACAAAUUUAUUUACUACUGAAAAAAGAACACUAGAAAAAGAUAAAGAAAUGGUUAAUAAAUAUGAAAAAGAUACAGAAAACAUAAAUAAUACUAUAGAAAAACUAAAAAACAAUGCUAUAGUUUUUCAAGGUUUACGGUGUAGUGCAUGUAAUAAUCAACUUGAACUUCCCAGUGUACAUUUUAUGUGUCAACAUUCCUAUCACCAACAUUGUUUCCAAGCUUUUUCAGAAAAUGAUGAUGAAUGUCCAGCUUGUAUUUCCAAUAACAAGCAAAUAAUUGAUAUAAUACGUACUCAGAGCAUGAUUAAAGAUCAUAAUGAAUUAUUCCACAGUCAAUUGGAACGGACUAAUGAUAGUUUUUCACUUCUUUCAGAAUAUUUUGGUCGAUGCCUAUUUGAUAAUGAUUCUGCAAUAGUUGAUAAACAGUUUUUUAAAUUUAAUACUGUUGUUCCUAAAAAAAUAACUCCUAAAACUGUUACCAACUCUGUAGAAAUACCCUUAGGAUCAAGCCCUAAAAUAAUUAAUUCAAACAUUUCAAAUAGUGUAGCAACUUUUGAACCAAAGAAUCCAUUUGAUGAAGAUGUUAGUAAUAUGGAUUAUGAUGAUAAUAAAAAUCCAUUUAAUGAUGAUUAUGAUGACAGUUUGAAUCCUUUUGCCAAUGAAGAUUAAAUCAAUAAUUAAACUCGAAUAAAAAAAAAAAUUUUAGUUUAAUAAUUUAUUUUAAAUAUAUAAAUGCAAUACAAUUAAUAAAAUAAAUAACUAAUAUUUAUUGUACAUAAAUAAUAAUAAAUGAAAUAAAAC
Molecule: messenger RNA, 3248 nt
Organism: Daktulosphaira vitifoliae (grape phylloxera)
Lineage: Eukaryota; Metazoa; Arthropoda; Insecta; Hemiptera; Phylloxeridae
Gene: Vps11
Product: vacuolar protein sorting-associated protein 11 homolog
Exons: 17
Coding region: 186-3116 (976 amino acids)
Biological process (GO): vacuole organization; endosome organization; organelle fusion
Cellular component (GO): HOPS complex; endosome
Molecular function (GO): protein-macromolecule adaptor activity; protein binding
Source: RefSeq, a predicted model, not a curated record